AUGUCCGCAAUUGUGCUUUUCAAUCAGCAAAAGAUCCGCGAUCGCCACAAGAGAGAGGCGCUCAUUGAGGCCUUCCGCAAGGCCGACAAGAAUGGAGACGGCCGCCUCACGGUCGAUGACGUCUACGGGAUCUACAUGAGCCACGGGGUCGACGUCACAAGAGAAGAGGUGCAAAAGAUUGUCGAGGCCGCCGACAAGGAUGGAACCGGCCUGCUCACCGAGAAGGAGUUCGUGGACAGUCAGAAGACCGGAGAAGGUGUGACGGUGAUGGAAGACCCCAAAAGUCAAGAUGAUCGUCAGCAGCCAAAGGAUGCGGGUAAACAGGCAGAGCUGGCCUUCAAGCUCUACGAUAAGGACAAGGAUGGAUACAUCACCAAGUCGGAGAUGGAGAAGUUGUCCAAGAACCUUUCCAAAGAGCAAAUCGAGAAGGUCUUUGCCCGCUUCGACGCCGAUGGGGACGGUCGAUUGAGCUAUGCAGAGUUCCGAAAGAUGAUGAAUAAAUGA
Molecule: messenger RNA, 504 nt
Organism: Tigriopus californicus
Lineage: Eukaryota; Metazoa; Arthropoda; Copepoda; Harpacticoida; Harpacticidae
Product: calmodulin-like
Exons: 2
Coding region: 1-504 (167 amino acids)
Molecular function (GO): calcium ion binding
Source: RefSeq, a predicted model, not a curated record